AUGCAAGGUAGCAAAGUGUCUAACCAUGUACUGUCCUGGUAUCGUCAAACUAAAGGAAAUGAGAUACAAUUUCUUGUGAGUCACAGGGAUAAGAAUCGCCCGACUUAUGGAGAAGGAAUUGCAGAAAGAUUCAUCCCUGAACUUGAGGAAUCUACAAAUGCCUUCACUCUGACUAUUGGGAAUGCAGAAAAAAGUGAUGAGGGCUUGUACUACUGCGCAGUGUGGUACUCUAACCAGUAUAUCUUUGGACAAGGCACACAGGUCAAGGUGCAGGGUAAGAGAAAAUUUCUUCUCAUGAUUUUGACUGUAAGGUACAUUUGA
Staurois parvus is the source of this 321-nucleotide messenger RNA. NCBI's taxonomy places the organism in Eukaryota, Metazoa, Chordata, Amphibia, Anura, Ranidae. The record is from the annotation of a GenBank genome assembly.